Molecule: messenger RNA, 2355 nt
Organism: Sesamum indicum (sesame)
Lineage: Eukaryota; Viridiplantae; Streptophyta; Magnoliopsida; Lamiales; Pedaliaceae
Product: P-loop containing nucleoside triphosphate hydrolases superfamily protein
Molecular function (GO): nucleic acid binding; ATP binding; RNA helicase activity
Source: RefSeq, a predicted model, not a curated record
GUAAGUUGUGAAACCUGGUGAGGGUCCUUCAAAACGAAAUAAUUCGCCGACGCCAACCAGAGUGCAGCAACAAUGGCGGCCGAGGACAAUAACCCAAACAAAACACUCAAUAACCCAAACAAAGCCCUGACUAACACGAGAUUCUCCGACCUGAACCCGCCGAUCUCCGAACCGGUUCUGGAUGCACUUACUCGGUCCGGGUUCGAGUUCUGCACUCCUGUUCAAGCCGCCACCAUACCCUUGCUCUGCAGCUACAAAGAUGUGGCAGUCGACGCCGCCACCGGCUCUGGAAAAACCCUAGCGUUCGUCAUCCCAAUCGUCGAAAUUCUCCGCCGCGCCGUCCCGCCGCAACCCCACCAGGUGAUGGGUGUAAUAAUUUCUCCAACAAGGGAGUUGUCGUCGCAGAUAUUUAAGGUUGCAGAGCCAUUUAUUUCGACAUUGUCGAAUGUGAGGUCGAUGCUGUUAGUAGGGGGAGCUGAAGUGAAGGCUGAUGUGAGGAAAAUUGAAGAGGAAGGGGCUAAUUUGUUAAUUGGAACACCUGGAAGAUUGAGCGAUAUCAUGGAGCGCAUGGAUGCAUUAGACUUCCGAAACCUGGAGAUAUUGAUUUUAGAUGAAGCUGAUAGACUACUAGAUAUGGGGUUCCAGAAGCAGAUUAGUGCAAUUAUAUCUCACUUACCGAAGCUUCGAAGAACAGGUCUCUUUUCAGCUACUCAAACUGAGGCAGUUGAAGAGCUAUCCAAGGCAGGAUUAAGGAAUCCUGUGCGGGUAGAAGUCCGAGCUGAAGUAAAGAGACAAAAGGAUUUAACAUCUUCACAACAAGUUGCUUCUUCAAAAACUCCUUCAGGGCUUCAUCUUGAGUAUCUUCAAUGUGAAGCUGACAAGAAACCUUUGCAGCUCAUUGAUCUCCUGAUUAAAAGCAAGACUCAGAAAACGAUAAUCUAUUUCAUGACUUGUGCUUGUGUUGAUUACUGGGGAGCUGUACUUCCACGUCUUUCUGCUUUGAAGGGUUUCUCUCUGAUCUCACUUCAUGGAAAGAUGAAACAGGCGGCAAGGGAGAAGGCGUUAGCAUCGUUUACAAAUCUUUCAAGCGGUGUUCUUCUUUGCACUGAUGUAGCAGCACGUGGGCUUGACAUUCCUGGUGUUGACUGCAUAAUACAGUAUGACCCCCCACAGGACCCAAAUGUGUUCAUACACAGAGUUGGCCGAACUGCUAGGAUGGGACGACAAGGAAGUGCCAUUGUCUUCCUGUUGCCAAAGGAGGAAGCAUAUAUAGAGUUCCUUAGAAUAAGGAGAGUUCCACUUGAGGAGCGAAAAUGCUCUGAUGACGCUCCUGAUUUUAUUCCUCAGAUACGUUCUGCUGCAAAAAAAGAUCGUGACAUUAUGGAAAAAGGGCUCAAGGCUUUUGUAUCAUUUGUUCGUGCUUAUAAAGAACAUCACUGUUCUUUUAUCUUCAGGUGGAAAGAACUUGAAAUCGGUAAGUUGGGCAUGGGAUAUGGUUUGUUGCAGCUCCCUUCUAUGCCUGAAGUAAAGAACCACUCUCUUUCUACGGAAGGUUUUGUUCCAGUUGAAGAUAUAAACCUGGAGGAUAUCAAGUACAAGGAUAAAUCUAGAGAGAAACAAAGAAAGAAAAACCUGGAAGCAAAACAAGCUGAAAAAGAGCAAAAGCAGCAGAAGCCUAAAGCAGGUUCAAAUGCUUCGAACACGGUCAUGAGGAAGAAAACAGCCCGACAAAGACGUGCAGCUCAAUCAACAGAAGAUGCAGAUGAGCUAGACCGGGAGUAUCGCUUGCUGAAGAAGCUGAAAAAAGGAAGGAUUGAUGAAAGUGAAUUUGCAAAAUUAACUGGAACAGAAGAUCUACUUUGAGACGCUGACUGUGGGGAAGGAAUAUUGAGUAAGCUAUUCGAAGGUCUGGAUGUACAAGAAUUCCUUACCAACCCAAGUGGGGGUUUGAGCCUACAUGGCGUUGAUGUUAGGAAGUGAAAUGUUGAUACCAUCGUAUAUACAACAGAGCACGAUCCUACUUAAAUAUGGUACUGAAGUGGAUGGUGUUUCAUGUGCCAACAACUGGAACACAAUCAUAAUGGGGUUGAGAUCAAGCUUAUUUCGCGACGGGCUCGGACUCGAAGCCAAUAGUUCUCCUGGAACUUCUGAAGGUAAAGCUGCUUAGAUAUCACACAUCGAGCCAAGGCUUUGAAUUUGCUUUUUCUCUCCAAGAAAAUGCAAAUAUUUUAGUUAAAUUAAGUUGCAGUUGUAGUUAUAUUACUUUUCUGACAUGAUGUGAUUAGUGAAAUUUAAAUUGGUUGAGAGAACAAUGAAACAGUGAGACAUUUACUUGAAAAAUGAAUGGUUUCUCAA